AUGAGCGCCUCACAGGACCAAGAUGUAACUGGGACGGCAAAGGUCGUCUUGUCAACCGCUUCACGCGGCAGACGUAGACCGGGCCGUCAGUUCAAAAAGCCUACGUCGAGUCGAACCUCCCGGUCAAGAUCUGGUCCAUACGACAGACCCUCCAAUUCUCCCGCAACUCCGCGCUCGCAAGCUCGAACUAUGUCUAUGCUGGAGGCUCUCCCAUAUGAGGUGAUUGAACAGAUCUUUCUGUACUCACUCGAAUUGAACUUCCCGCGCGCAUCGCCAUUUCUUUCCCAGGCUCUAUCCCGUGAGAAUGUAUACCGAAUUCUCAUCCUCCUCGCCUUCUGGCGCGAUCUACGGACCUACCCCGGGAGUAAGACCAUCAACCGCAUGAUGGCUCCGUUCGACUAUACCCCGCUUGAGGAAGAUGAGCGCAAGACCCUACAAGAAGCAGUGCUUAAGUGCAAAUGGUGUACGAUAGAUCGCGUGCUUCAGAGGAUCCCGGAUAUGCAGAUCCUGACCAUUCACCGCUCCUGGAUUAAUGCUGGCAUUGUGGUAGACGAGCACCAAAACGAAGAUUUCAAGAGAUUCAUGGAUCGCAAGCUGGAGUUCCAGAGCGUUUUCCAUGGCAUGGGUGAACCGCAGAAUAAAGCCGUCGGGCCCGCCAAAGAGCGCAUCCGGCAGAUUUACUCACGGCUCACUCCGCAAUGCCACAGAGGUCCCUACAAUUUUGACCUCAUCGUUCACCCCAUGGUGGACAUUGAAAUCAAAAAUCGUGAACUCAAAAUGGCCAUGCUUGUACCAGCUCUGGAUCUCUGCAGCUUUCCAUCCCAUCUCCUCCGAGGCGGCAGCAACGGCUUUUCCCGAGAAGACGUCCGAUUUCUGGAGAUGCUGCGCAUGACUUCCAGAAACUGGACUGACGAGAAGCCCAAGAACAGGCCAAUUACAGAAACAACUGUCGACCGCAAGGCUCUGCAUGAAGGACUUGAUAAUGCAAUCCGUCAUUACAACUACCAUGCGCUUAUCACGCUUCUCAAGAUUGACGAGUUUGUCUUCCGCUACAAACUGGACGCUCCCCCGGCCCGGUAUACAAUCCCUUCUCAUGUAUUUGUCACUGCUGCCAAGCUCCCUCCUCGAGAAGGAACUACCCCUACCUGGCGCUUCUUCGAGGCUCUCAUUCGCGCUAGCGCGGAAUCUAUUCCCCGCAAUUCCCCCGAGAUCACACAGUGGGUUGUCGAUACGAAAGCCCGGGGCCAUGACGGCCAGAAUGGGUUUGAUACCAGUGCCAAAUUUGCUCAAUGGGUAUCGGGUUUCCAGAUUCAACUGCCCAAGCAUUUGAGAGAGCUUCAUGGUCCAUCAAUACAACUGUUCAAUGGUGGCAAAUUGAACUGGCUUUUGGUCGAGGGUGGUGAGUUGCUCGUUGCGCUUGGUAUCGACCUUGCAGACACCAGUGAGAAUUCGUACAUGCAAGAUUGGUUGACUGCAACCAAUAUCAGCUUGGAUAAUUAUUGGGUAAUGGAAUCCCCUACUUCGAAAUGA
Penicillium antarcticum is the source of this 1530-nucleotide messenger RNA. RefSeq lists its product as uncharacterized. Bases 1 to 1530 code for a protein of 509 amino acids. The record is from RefSeq and is a predicted model, not a curated record. Lineage: Eukaryota; Fungi; Ascomycota; Eurotiomycetes; Eurotiales; Aspergillaceae. The transcript has a single exon.